AAACUAUAUAUAUGUAUACCUAUUAUUUAUCAAAUGAACAUUGAUAUAAUGAUAGAAUUGAGCAUGUUUAUUUGUGUUUAUAUUAUAUUCAUUCCAACAUGCAAAUGGCUAGUUGAAUAUGAUGGUCGGAAAUGUUUGGACACAUGAAAUAUGAAAACACAGGUUCAGGUUGUACAAGAGCCGAACGAGGGGUGAUGGAUCUGUCGACGAUUUUCUUGGGCCUUGAGAGCCUUAUCAUAGAGAGUAGCGCAUGAGAUUGAGACGAAGAAAUACUGAAAUAGAGAAUAAAUAUGGAAAGCCCAACACGAAUUUCGUCCGAGUGAAUUUCCACCAUCAUCAUUCAUCAAUCGACUUCUCUCUCCUCUUCGCCAUCAAGAUCAACUACAAACACAGAAAUCCUCUUGAAAAUCCCCGCUCAACACCACACACUUUCUUGCAAUUCUAGUCUAAUCUGUGGUUUAUUUUGAUUCUGCUUCGCGCGUCUGAAAGUUCAACUGCGGACAAUGAAAUUCGCAAGCUAGAAUCACCCCGUUUCAGUUCGAAAAGAAGCGGAUUUCAAUGGCGAUACGCAGAGAUUGUUUUCUGGCAUUGUUUUUCUGUUAUGCAGUUGUUUCGGAGGUAACCAAUGCCACACAAUGGGAUUCAAGAAAGUUGUUAGAGCCGGCUUCCAACCAUAAUUCCACGAGAACGUCCCCAGGUUCCCCACUCAUCAGUCCGGUUCCUUCGGUGAACAACUCGGAUUCUGUACCCGUCAACGGAAAGAAGAAGCAUAACGAACCACCGCUGCCGGCGCCCAACAAGUCAUCGUCUAAUGUGGAUACGAAACUACUCAAUAAUUCAAGUUCCAGUAGUUCACCUGCUAUAAGCGAGACUGGUAGUCGUAAGCCUUCUGACACGAAGAAGGAGAACGGGACUGAAUCAAGUAAUCGUGAAACUUGUGAUGGGGUACCUGACAACAACAAGUGCCGGGACCAGAAGAAGUUGGUUGCUUGUAUCCAAAGUAAUCUUAUUGAGUCCAGAAAUUUUGCUGUUUUAGUCCUGAACGAAGGAGAAGAUACAAUAGAAGUGAAUGUUACCGGAGGAAACUUUUUCAAGGGGCUUAAGAUUUUAAAACUUCAAACGAAAAGGAUCACCAUUCCACGGAUGGCCGAAACAAGCAUGAAACUAGUAUUAGAUGCUGGGAAUGGAGAAUGCGUGCUUUACACAGGCCCUCCUGUUUCUGGACAGGACCUUUUUCUGCAUCUCCCCUCAUUUGACCAGCUAGCAACACCAGUGAACGGUGCGUACUUCUUAAUUCUUGCAGUCCUAAUCUUUGGGGGGUCUUGGGCUUCCUGCAAGUUUAGGAGGAGGCAAGCAGGUGGUAUCCCAUAUCAAGAGCUUGAAAUGGCAGUGCCAGAAUUUUCCUCAGCUGUCAACCUUGAAACUGCUGAAGGUUGGGAUCAGGGUUGGGAUGAUGAUUGGGAUGAAGAAAAUUCUGUGAAAUCACCGGGGGGGCGCCAUAUUGGAAACAUUUCAGCUAAUGGCCUUACUGCUAGGUCCAACAAAGAUGGGUGGGAGAAUGAUUGGGAUGUUUAGUUAAUAAAACAGCCUGAGAAGAAAACAAACUUCUGGUCUCUCGACAAAUUGAGCAGUUGUAGGUCACUGGAAGGCAGGAAGAACAUUGUGAAUAACAUAAUGGUACCACUGAGGUUAUUCCGUAGUUGAAUAUAAAUCUUCUUCCCACUUCUGAUUAGAUUAUAGAGUUUGUAAGCUGUCGCCGCAUAUUUGGGCAGAAGCCAUAAAGCCGGUCCAUACAAAAUUUUGGGUUUGUUUUGGUGGGAUGUGUAGAAUGCAUGGCUUUUUAUGUCUUUUUUGAACUUUUACUUCUUUAGAAAACAGUUCCAAUUUUUUUCUAUAUGAUAGCUUUACAAUAUAUAAAUGUUCAUGCGAGCUUUAAAAUUA
Molecule: messenger RNA, 1941 nt
Organism: Benincasa hispida (wax gourd)
Lineage: Eukaryota; Viridiplantae; Streptophyta; Magnoliopsida; Cucurbitales; Cucurbitaceae
Source: RefSeq, a predicted model, not a curated record